AUGGAUCUGGAUACGGGGGAGCAGAAAAAUAACAACAACACCAAAAAUAAUGACCAAAGACCCGUGCAGAGAUUGAGCGCUUUUGGUCGCCUGCCCCUCAACGUCAUUCGGAAGGUCCUUUACACGGUCGAUGCCAACACGUUUGCCUCCCUCGCCAUCUUGAAUGAGCAAUGGAGGCAAGCGUCAAAUGACGCCGAGCUGUAUGCACACCACCUCACCCGAUGCCCACUCUUCGCAGCAUAUCAUGGUACCGGCACUAGCUCGACAACUACACAGAACCUUGUCCAGUUGAAACGACAGUUCGGCAGAGAGAUGCGAAAGAAUGUGUUCCAGGCAUUUCUACACCCUCGCAAAACGCUGGUCACGUUGAUAUCAAGCUCGGUUGGGUCGUCAGCAGCACUACCGACAGGUGAGGCAAUAAAAUUCGAGUUUUCUGCAAAUGGCCACAUACUGCUUUGCCUCAGCUCCUCUCGAAUAUUUGUCCUGGAUCUAGCCGCACCGGAAAUCAAGGUUCUAUAUGAAUUGAAGACUUCGCGCAUGCCCCUAGCGGCGACAAUCCUCGAUGACGGCCGUGUUCUUGCCGUGGUCUCACAUCGCCACCAAGUGAACAUUUAUCACUUAUCCAGACAUGAAGCCAAACAUGUCCAGGUACUGACGUUGAAUGAUGUCCCACGGGCUCUCGCUCUUGCGCCAAACGGCAGCGUGCUUGGCAUCGCAUAUGAUGGGAGCAUCGAAGUACACGCACUGGGUGAAGAUGUCAUACCGACUCCGUGUCGAGCUGUCCGCUGCGGAAGAAUUGAUACUCUAUCAUUCUCCCCGGAUGGGUCCAUGCUUCUUGGCUCAUCCCUGGACUGUCCUGAUGUCGGCUUUGCCACCAUUACAGCCCCAUUUCCAACCGACUCCAUGGUGGACCUGAGCAAUCAGGAGGCUCACAUGUGGACUACGCAAAUAUUAUUUCCCGACAUAGUCCCUGGUUAUAGUUAUGUGGCAUUAUUGCCGAGUCGGAUCAGUGGUGAUGAUGACUGGGUAAUGGGCUACGACAACACUCUCAAAAUCUUUCGGGCGGUUCGGCCAAAAGAGCCCAGAACUUGUUCGACCUAUUUCCCAGGCCCGGCUCCGCAAGAAGGCUCAGAAGAGUUUAUGCCUUCUCUCAGCCCUGCUGUUGACCCGAAGGGUGAACUCGUUGCCCUGGCGUUCCGGGGUGGUGGUCUAUUUCUUUAUGGUCUUCCUGAUGAUUUGACUGCAACGCCAGUAGAAUCAAACGAUGCUAUUAACUUUACCAGUUCAACUUCUGAAAACACUCAGGAGCACACUAAGACUGUCGUUAAGGGGCCCGGGAAAGGCUUUGACCAGCCAUCGCUGUUCAUAGGAGGCCGAAAAGUAGCUGAUAUUCCAGGAUUGACUGCCGCUCACUGGGUAGGACGAGGACGCUCUGAGAAUAGUGAUAUAUUCUCUCGGCAAAGACUGGUUGCUGUAGCGCCAGGUGGCGUCACCUCUUCUUCGCUUGGGGAUGAGACGAUACCAGUAGACGGAGGAAGGAUAUUGAUUUUUGAUUUUCGACCUUCUAUAGAAGACGGCGAAACUGUCGAAUUGAUAAUUGAACUAGGAGUAGAAGUGCCAUUGGUGCUCAGAGAGCCUGAUGCGAAUCUUGAACAAGAAGUGGAGCUUGAGAGAAGGAGAACUCAGCUGCGUCGGGGUGCGACCAAUCCACCACGGCCAGAGGUACGGAACUCGCUUACCAUACCUGUUCCUCCAAUACCAGACAUGUCCAGCCAGAGGAGCGAGUCGUCGGCUUCACCGGUCUUGGGUUCUGAAGUUGGCGAUGUUACAUUGUUUCUGGAAGGACCAUACAGCAAUACCGCUCCUCGUUCUAGAGAUACCCUGCAGCGCGCAGCAACGGCGGCAGCUAGCAAUCGAAGGCCUCAGCAUGUGGUCCGGGAACCGGAACGCCCUAGAGGACCUGUUUUGCAUAUUCCUCAUGAGAGCGAUGCAGACAACUGGGUACCACCCCCACCACCUUAUUCUCGAAAUCCUGAUCAACCUCUCCCCGAACACCUCAGACAACUACUUCUUCCUACGAUGACGGCUCCUCCUGGUGGUACAAUGGAUCAACUACCUCAGCAACCGAGGAGAGCGAGUACAAACGAGGUUGAUCGACCUGAAGCAGGUUCCGGUGGCGGUUCUGGUAUACUCUCAAGACGUUGGAGUACGCGUAGGCGUACUGUAGAUGUACCAGAAGAUCCCACAGGACGAGCUCGAUUGGCUUUUAGGCCUCGUUCUUUUCAUAGAGCAGUAGCUUCUUCAAGCGGUAACCUGCAACCUCCAGCCAUGCAGGAACAGAUCGCUCAACGCGUACCUUCUCGCGAGAGCGAUAGGAACAGACCAUCUUCCACAGUACCACGGCAGGGAGUACGAGAAUCAAUCGAUAGCGGGAGUCAAACACUAUCUCGAGCGGUCCUCAAGAAGCAACCCAGGAACAGCAAACUCUUCGGCACAUUUCGAAAGGCCACCAGCCACGGAUCAGUGGCCAGUCAGUCGAACAACGAUGAACAACAGCAGUACCUACAAACUCCCAAUCUAAGGAGAAACAAGUCGAUAAUGGGCAACGGCAGAUUCUCGCGUUCAUCCCCAAACCUUGCCAUUGGCGGCAACGGGGCAAUAAAUCGCAUGUCCACGAUCUACAGCAACGCCUCGAGAUCCGCGGAACAACAAAACAGCGGCGUGCAUAGGACCCGGUCUCAAUCCGAAGCUGCUCAAAUUCCUUCCGCACCAUUAACAGAGGAGGCUCUUCAAUAUGCGCUUGAGCUACAGCACGCCGCAGAUGAAAGAAGACUACAAAUCCAAUCACACAACGAGCCACUCUCAGAACAUCAACAACAGCAACAACACCCACAAGCAGCCACCGCAGCCAAUGCAGAAUGGCAACAACCCAAUCCCCUUGACUCCGAAGACUGGCGCGCACGAAUAGAAGCAUGGAACAUGAAUACAAUCAACGAAGGAAGGAAAAGCAAAGGCAAGAAUGCGCGAUGCAUCGUUAUGUAA
Molecule: messenger RNA, 3042 nt
Organism: Talaromyces marneffei
Lineage: Eukaryota; Fungi; Ascomycota; Eurotiomycetes; Eurotiales; Trichocomaceae
Exons: 2
Coding region: 1-3042 (1013 amino acids)
Molecular function (GO): protein binding
Source: RefSeq, a predicted model, not a curated record